CGCGCUGCAGCAGGUGGUUGUGAAAUAACCCUGCAGGGUGUUUAUUGUCUGCCGGCGGUGUUUUUUCGCCUGUUUGCUCUGCGUGGUUUCGACCCAGCAGUGUCCCGUUUCAAAGGCGGAACUCUUGACUUUGACUGCUUGUUUCCACACGGGCUUGAUAUUGUUUUAAUCUCAGCGGAGAUGGCAGCGCUCCGGACGGCACUCCAUGGACGGCUUCUUCAGACCCUCCCCUUGUCCCUGGGCUCUCUGCGGCUCGCCAGCAACUUCAAGGCCUCUGACCUGGUGAUCGAGCGGAACCUGGCGGGUCGGCCCAGACCCGACCCCAGCAGCCUGGUGUUCGGGAAGCAGUUCUCCGACCACAUGUUGACCAUCAGCUGGUCGGAGCAGGACGGCUGGGAGGCUCCGCAGAUCAAACCCUUCCAGAACCUGUCGCUGCACCCGGCCGCCUCCGCCCUGCACUACUCGGUGGAGCUGUUUGAGGGCAUGAAGGCGUUCCGGGGCGUCGACAACCACAUCCGGCUGUUCAGGCCCAUGCUGAACAUGGAGAGGAUGCACCGCAGCGCCGAGCGCAGCUGCCUGCCGCUGUUUGAUAAAAGCGAGCUGCUGGAGUGCAUCAGGAAGCUGGUGGAGGUGGACCAGGAGUGGGUGCCGUACUCGCAGGACGCCAGCCUCUACAUCAGACCCACCUUCAUCGGAACGGAGCCGUCUCUGGGCGUGUCCCGCUCAGGAAAGGCCAUGAUCUUCGUCAUCGUGGGCCCGGUGGGGCCGUACUUCGCCACGGGCUCCUUCAACCCCGUGUCGCUGCUGGCCGACCCCUCCUUCGUCCGGGCCUGGAAGGGCGGCGUUGGCGCCUACAAGAUGGGAGGGAACUACGGGCCGACCAUCGCCGUGCAGAACGAGGCGGUGAAGCGCGGCUGCCAGCAGGUCCUGUGGCUGUACGGCCCCGACGAGGAGAUCACCGAGGUCGGCACCAUGAACCUCUUCAUCUACUGGAACAACGAGAAGGGAGAGAAAGAGUUGGUGACUCCUCCUCUGGACGGCCUCAUUCUCCCCGGAGUCACCAGACAGUCCCUCCUGGACCUGGCCAGAGGCUGGGGUGAGUUCAAGGUGACGGAGCGGACCUUGUCCAUGUCGGACCUGCUCUCCGCGCUGGACGCCGGACGGGUUCACGAGGUGUUUGGAGCCGGGACGGCGUGCGUGGUGUGUCCGGUGGGGAGCCUGCAGUACCAAGGAAAGAUGUACCAGAUCCCCACCAUGCAGAACGGUCCGGAACUCGCCAAGAGGUUCUAUAAAGAGCUGACUGACAUCCAGUACGGACGCAAAAAGAGCGACUGGGCGCCGCUGGUCGCCUGAGCCCCACACUUUGCACUCGCCGGUGGUAUCAAGAGUCAGUCUCCUUAUUCCAGCAGCAGCUCCUCCUCCUCCUCCUCCUCCUCUCUUUCUUCUUCCUUCUGCAGGAAAUGGGCUUCCCGGCUUUAUGAAUGUAGCGGCGUAGUAACGGCUAACUUUCUGACUGGAGGAAACCGAGCGGCGAUCAGAGGACGAGGACGGCGAGAUUUAACGAUCCGCUUCUUCUUCCUCCUCACGUUCAGCAGCACAAAGUGUGGAAGCAGGCACAAGCUGGUGUAGUUUAGCCACAACCCCGACGUGUUUCCUCUGUUCCCUGUGUUCUGUACAUAUUGAUGGGACUGUAACUGUUACCGUGUGUGUGUUGGUGUGUGUGUGUGUUUGGUUUUUUCGUGGGGCCACGUCACUUUGACACCAGAGUUUGCACUGAGCUUCUUUCCAGAGACAGACACAUAAACGUUUCUGUCUCGCUGUUUGGUUACGACUGCACAAAGAUUUUAAAAGAUUUUAAGGAAGAGAAAAGGUCAAAGGUCGAACCUGGGCACGCACAAACGGCGGGACGCCGGAGCCUCUGUGCCGCUCGCUUCUCCCGUGGGAAACUGGGCGGUGCUGUUACUGUUAGCUGAGUGUGUUGGGUGUGGGAGUGUGUUUCUGACUGAGUCCAGACAGGACAGAGGCCGGGCUGAAACCGUGAAAAGACUCCGCCCGAGAGAGAACGAUCAUUUUUAGAAUAACGUCACUUUUUACUUGGUUGAAUCCAACUAAAAUCUCUACAAAUCAAAGGUUUAUUUGAUCGAUUUUAAAUUUAGAUUCACAGUAUAUCUUCAUAAUCAGUGUGUUUUGGGGUAAGAACUGAAUAAAUGGAAAUUCGUAGCUAUUCCACAAGCAGCCACCAGGGGGCGAGCAAGUAGCCACUUGGCAUCAACAGAUUCUGGUUGGUUUAGCAGAUAAAGCUGGACUUUGUUCAGUCUUUUCAAGCUUAAUUCUUCUCUUUUUAAUGUUUUUAUGCUGGUUUUAACUCAUUCCCACCCGGACAUGAAUUCCUCCGGAGGUCUUUUCACUGCUUCAGAGUGAGCUCUCUGUCCUCGCCCGGGUUCCUCUCUUCUCGAAGUGCCUGACCUCCGUCUGUCGGCUCCCCCUCCUCUCUGGCUGUGUCAUUAGAAAGUUUUAUCUCAGCGUUCUGUCACUUUUACUCGGCUGUUCUAUUUUUACAAUAAACCUGAUUUGAGUCCA
Salarias fasciatus (jewelled blenny) is the source of this 2580-nucleotide messenger RNA. RefSeq names its product branched chain amino-acid transaminase 2, mitochondrial (gene bcat2). Gene Ontology annotation, molecular function: branched-chain-amino-acid:2-oxoglutarate transaminase activity. Gene Ontology annotation, cellular component: mitochondrion. NCBI's taxonomy places the organism in Eukaryota, Metazoa, Chordata, Actinopteri, Blenniiformes, Blenniidae. The coding region runs from base 181 to 1353 and encodes 390 amino acids. The transcript has 11 exons. Gene Ontology annotation, biological process: L-leucine biosynthetic process; L-valine biosynthetic process. The record is from RefSeq and is a predicted model, not a curated record.